Molecule: messenger RNA, 435 nt
Organism: Trichomonas vaginalis G3
Lineage: Eukaryota; Parabasalia; Trichomonadida; Trichomonadidae
Product: retrograde vesicle-mediated transport, Golgi to ER
Exons: 1
Coding region: 1-435 (144 amino acids)
Molecular function (GO): GTP binding; GTPase activity
Source: RefSeq, a predicted model, not a curated record
AUGGGUGAUUACUUUAUAAAGCUCAAUAUGUGGGAUACCGCAGGACAAGAAAGAUUUCGAUCACUCACUCCAAUGUUUUAUCGAGAAACAGAUUUUAUUGUACUAAUUUAUUCAGUUGAUAAUCUCCAAUCUUUUAAAAGCCUUGCUUCAUGGUGCAAUAGUAUUACGACAGAGUGUGUAACCCAGCCAACGAUUGUUGUAGUUGCAAAUAAAUCAGAUUUAGAAUCACAAAGAAUGGUUACGACAGAAACUGGUCUGAACUUUGCAGUUGAGCAUGGAUUUGAUUUCAUUGAGUUGAGUGCAAAAGAUCAGCCAGAUAAAAUCAACGAUUUAAUGAAUCUUAUCGGCAAGAAAUGCUUGACAAAAAUUAUUAGUAAGGACGUUAAUGAGCCAACAGAUGUACUUGUUCAUGCAGAAAAGUCAUCAUGUUGCUGA